This is a messenger RNA of Caenorhabditis bovis, 543 nucleotides long. Lineage: Eukaryota; Metazoa; Nematoda; Chromadorea; Rhabditida; Rhabditidae. The record is from the annotation of a GenBank genome assembly.
AUGAUGAUGUUGGUUUUGAUGUCGAUACGCGUUUUGGUGUCGUUCGCCAAUUUUGCGCCAAUCGCUGCCAAAGUCGAUUUUCGUCAAACGUCCGCAAAUAAGGCAUUUAUGGAAACGAUGCGACCCGAUGGUUAUGAAGUGGUUCAUCCGUUUCAAAUACGCGACAAAAAUGAACGAAUCGGAAUCGACACUCGCAACUAUUUUCUAAAAGCGCAAGAGCACUAUGCGCACGUGACGAUCGUCGUGCGAAGCACGCAACUCGGACGCCUCAAGUUGGUUCUCGAGAGGAACAAUUACAUUUUUCUCAAUCAGACCGCGUUUCACAAGCUCGACGCCGACGGCGAGCGCGUGAUUCCGACGCGAAUCGAGAAUUGCUACUAUCAAGGCACGGUUGGCGGCGAGCAAUCAUCAUUCGUCGCGAUUUCGUCGUGCAACGGACUACGCGGUGUGAUCUCAUUCGCCAACGGCACAACGUAUGGAAUUUGGCCGCUUGACGGCGCCGAUCGCAACAGUCGCCGACAUCCGCACAUUCUCUACAAGUGA